Rotaria sp. Silwood1 is the source of this 4388-nucleotide messenger RNA. NCBI's taxonomy places the organism in Eukaryota, Metazoa, Rotifera, Eurotatoria, Philodinida, Philodinidae. The record is from the annotation of a GenBank genome assembly.
AUGGGUCAAAAAUCUACUCAUCUAGAUAAUAACUUGCAAGAAGAAGAAUUCUCGAUUCCAUUAUGGAAAUAUAAUAGAGAAAAAAAAAGAUGGUCACAAAAACAACCUGAUCAAAAUAACUCAACAAUACAUUUGGAGAAAUUUCGUGUUGUUACAUAUAAUGUUUGGUUUUCCGGUGAAUAUCAACCGAUGCGUUUUAAAAGUCUCUGUGAUAUAUUAAACAAAUCUCAAGCUCAAAUAAUUGGUUUACAAGAAAUGACAAAAAAUACUCUUCAACAACUUUCAGCUCAAUCAUUUGUUCAAGAACGAUAUUAUUUAUCUGAUGUCGAUGGUCGUACAUUCAAUACUUGGUAUGGUGUUGUUUUAUUAAUUGAUAUUCGACUUCAUAUUUCUGAUAUAAAUUUGAUUGAUUUUCCUCAAUCAACAAUGGGUCGUCGUUUAAUACUUGCAGAAAUAAAAUUAGAUCAAGACGAAACUAUUCGUAUUGGUACUGUUCAUUUAGAAUCUUUGAAUAAUAAAGAACAACGAUCAUGUCAAUUAGAUAUAUGUCAAAAAGAAUUUCAUCAUUCUCCAGGUAGUUAUAUUUUAAUGGGAGAUUUUAAUUUUAAUGGAAAUGGUCAAGAAAAUCUCGAUCAGUUUAAUAGAUUACCAGAAUGGAUUGAUAUUUGGACUUAUGUAAUGGGUUCCGAUAAUCAUGGCUACACUUUUGAUACAGAAAUAAAUUCAAUGACAAAACUUCAUUGUAAAGCAUCAAAUCAAUCAAGAUAUGAUCGAAUUAUUUUCUCAAGUCAAACAAUUAUUCCUACUGAUAUUCAAAUUAUAGGAAAUCAAAGUAUCGGUAAUCAAAAACACUUACCUGUGUUUCCAUCAGAUCAUUUUGGGUUAACAGCAGUGUUUGAAAAGAAAAAAAUAAACAUAUGAUUUUAUACAGAAAACAAAACUACAGAUGAACAGAUAACAGUUAUUAAGACUAAUCUAUAUAUAAAAUUUUUAUUUCAUUAUGUAUUCUAACACAGACUUUUUUCUGUAACAUUCAUGUUUAUUUUCAAACAAGUCUUCUUGAACUAGCUUUAAUGAAUAAGAAUUUCAUAAAUGCAAACAGAAGUACACAUUAGAAGUGGUAUCAUCGCUUGAAACAAGGGUGUGGGGUGUGGGUGUGGGUGUCGGUGUGGGUGUGGGUGUAGGUGUGGGUGUUGGUGUGGGGUGGGUGUCGGUGUGGGUGGGUGUGUGGGUAUGGGUGGGUGUGGUGGUGUGGGUGUGGGUGUGGGUGGUGCGGGUGUAGGUGUGGGUGUUGGUGUGGGGUGGGUGUCGGUGUGGGUGGGUAUGGGUGGGUGUGGUGGUGUGGGUGUGGGUGUGGGUGUGGGUGGUGCGGGUGUGGGUGAUCCUUCUGCGCACCCACACCCCACCCAUCCACACCCCAUACCACACACCCCACCCACCCACACCCCAUACCACACACCCCACCCACCUACAUCCACACCCACCCAUGCCCACCCACACUCCAUACCACACACCCCACCCACCUACAUCCACACCCACCCAUGCCCACCCACACUCCAUACCACACACCCCACCCACACACACCUACCCACAUCCACACCCCAUAUCACACACCCCAGCCACACCCACCCACGCCCGCUCACACCUCAUACCACAUACCCCACCCACACACACCCGCCCACCCACACUCCAUACCACACACACCCACCGACAUCCACACCCAGUCCCGCACCGCACCGAUCCAGACUCAGACCCACACCCCACCCACCCCGUCCCGCCCCGACCCAGCCUCAGACCCCCACCCCACAUCCGGGCGGAUCGUUUCCUCAAAAUCGAAACGUCGCAGACAAGAUUGUCAAGUUUGGCUUAUAAUCAAAGUUGAUUCUCGCUCGUUCCCGAUCCAACGCAGCCACUCUCGAGUUUGUCUUUAUUUGUCAAUUGUUUGACAUCACUGAUCCAUCGUGCUUAUGUCACUCAAUGAACAAGAUUUACUAUGAUUUCAAAGAAUCAACCGACAUUGUUCACCAUUGAUCGGCGUACUCAAACAUUUGUCGUGUUGCUUCACUGAUCAAUUUCAUAGAUUAUAGAAGAGGAAAUUGAAUCAGAUGUUCCAACUCGCCAUUCUGACUGAGUAUCGAGAUCGAGUUCUUUCACAAACGAUCUCAACAAUUUUUGAAAGAUAAUGAAAAGACUGAUUUUUAUUUACAUUCUUUUUCUAACUAAAACUCACACGAUACAUUCGAUGAGAAUGCCCACACUAGGUAACUGUCUAUCGAUUGUGACACACUCAACCGAUCGAUUGUAUUAGAUCUGGUGAUAAAUCAUGUUUCACGGUGUUCUGCAGCAUUGCUGGCAAAAAGAAAGCAUUGAAUGAACCUGUAACAGAAGCUUGUCCAUUUCCCAUUAAGCUUAAAAACACUCGCUUGGUAUAUUUAGGUACGCGAAGAUAAAACAUAGCGUAUCCAGAGGGAUAAAACGAAUAAACAUAACUGAUUAAAGCUGAGUUGGCAUUUGUUGGGUUCGGUUCGGAUAUGGAGGCGUAUAUAGGGCAUGCAGGACAGUUAGAUGUAAACACAAUGACCGAGUCAUUUGUAGUGGUAUAACCAAGGCUGACAAGCUGCAAAGUAUAGUAGACGCCUGAUACUGUAUUCCCAAAAUUCCGUACACCACCGAUGUAGUCAUAAGGAGGAGCGGAGGCAACAAGGGAGCUGAGAAGUGGAGCAGAAACUAUUAGUUCAGUGAAGCUAUUGAAUGGAACAGUAUAGACUCGACUUGGGUGCGAGGCAAGUGAGUUUAAGAUGACCUGGUUACUUCCAAUGCCAACAAUGAUGAUAGUCAUCAAAUGUUCGUUCUCUAGCUGACGAAUGCGAGCUUCGGCAGAAGCAUCGGGGGCAGUUGAAAGCACAACAGUGACUCGUGACCUGGUGCGACAACUUGACCAACAUGAUGCAUUGACAGCAUUCAAAGCUGAGAUUAGAGUUGACGGACUUGAUUGGGAGGGUGCGUAUUGUUUUAGGCUCAGACUUGAUUUGAUUGCGGAUGCGGAGGUAGUCGGGGCGGAGACAACUUGGUCAACGACAGAUGUAGCGCCAUAGAAAAAAAUCCGAAUGAAGGGGCUUGAGCCUGCUGGGGUAAGUUCAGUGGCAAUGUUGUUUAAGGCAAUUUUCAUUUGCCCGAAUUGAAGUAGUGAAAGAUGACUAUUUGUUUCAUCGGCGAGUAACCAAAGGUCGACAGUCUUACCAUUCAGUGGAUUCGUGUAGAUCCGUGGCUGGACCGCUUCCACUUGAGCAGUUGCGACAAUGAGAAACACAAGGAAGGAUGAAAGCAUGAUAGGCUGUGAUAGAAUGAUAUUUCAAUAACAUCUCAAAACGUUUUAUAUCAGAUAAGUUCAGGUGAGCAUCUGGCUUUUUCCAACUAAGAAUAAAAUAUCUCCACUGGUUUGCGUCACUUAUCUAUUAGACUACAGUGUGUGCGUGGGUGAGAGGUUACACGUGGAUCUUCUCUUUACUAGCAUCCACACCGAUCCCAGCAUACCCUCACCCUGAACAUGGCCUAUGAGCAUAAUUCUUAUCCCACUUAUCAACUUAAUUAUUCGAUCCAUUGAUCUAUUCUGGUUCUCGAUCUAAAUAAUUUAAAUCAAACUUGAAAGGUUACGACAUUAAGAAAGAUAACAUAGCUUUAUUAGCAUAAAAUUAAACUAGAUAUACGUACUCUGACCAUAAAGAUUAGGUUUUCAACGCGUACAUUUUCCAUAUCGACUAUUACAGGCGGAUAACGAUGUGGAUGUGGAUGUGGGAGUGUGGAACACUCAUCGACACCCAAACGUCCACAUCUAUACCCCACCCACAUCCCACACGCGCUCUUCGUACUUUCUCACUCACACCUACGCCCGCGCCCACAUCCACAUCACCAUCCCAGAUAUCCACACCCCACCCAUAUCGACAUCCAUACCCAUACCAUUGCAUCUUUUUUAGCAAAUAUUGAAUCAGCUUCACUUCUCUUUGGUAUUUAUUUUACUGUUUAUGUGAGAGAAAUGGGGUCCUAUUGAUAUCAAACCAAAUACAACAUUCGUUGACUGCUUAUCGGGCUAUUCUUGACAAGUAGUAACAGCUUUUCGAGUGCACUUUACACAAAGACGUCAUCUCUUUCUCAGAAAAGAAUAAAAAGAAAAUAGGUAGAAAAUGUAACUCUUGUUUGGUCUCUACGGAUGAUUCAUAGGGUACGAAAAGCACACGUUCGGUUUGGUGUGCGGUGUGGGUGUGGGUGUAGGCUGUGGAUGGGUGUAGGGGUGUGGGUGGGGUGGAGGUGUGUGUAGGAGUAUGGGGCGUGGUUGGGUGUAGGGGUGUGGGUGUAGAUGUGGGUGGGUGUGGGUGUGAGUAGAUGUAAGG